UAGAAAAUUUCGCGAUCGCGAAAUUUUCACGAAUUCGCGCGAAAUUAAGUGUAAAACGCGAAAAAUACCAUUUGUUGCGAAAAAACGAAAUUUCUACGAAUUUUAACAAACUAUGCGCGAAAAGGUUUAUUUAUUAUAAAUUUAGUAUCAUAAUCAUAAAAAUAAGUCGCAGUCACACGCAUCGACGCAAUUCACAAACAAUAUGUUCGUUUGAAUAAAAAAAUGUAAGGAAAUAAAUGUCCUAACCAAAAAAAAACAUGAAGGGUAAAACUUAUAAUUAAUUAUUAUUAUGUAUUAUAAUAAUUUGCGAUGCUAAUCAUUGCUAAGUAAUUUACGAUUUUCUAUUUAUUAACUAACAUCCGCUUUAAUAUGAAACACUUAACGUGACGUUGAUUCAUUUUAAUUAAAUAAAAGUCCGCCGGUGUAAACCAUUCCUUUCGCCAGUCAUCGCAGCCAUUUUUUUUGCUGCUAUGGCCUACGGAUAACGCUCCUAGCCAGUAACUUAAAUUCAUGAUUAAAAUUAACACACCAUUGAGUGGGACUUUGGGACGUAAUUACGGAGAACAUAAUAAAAUUACUUAAUACAUCGGGAAAAAAGUGACUGUAAAAAAAGAUAAAAUUAUUUACAUGGAGACUGCGGGGGAUAUAAACACUUUUAUUUUUAAUUCCUUGGGAUCCACGGAAGAAAAAAAAAAUUAACUUGAAAGAGAAUAGUUUUCACUGGUGUGCAACUGCUGCUGUCGUCAUGUUCACUUUGACUUCUACUCCGACGGGCAAAUCGGCAAGUUAACAAGAUUAUUAAUUGGAUAGUGACUAGUGAGUGAGUAAAAAUGCGGAAUAAAUUAAGUGCAAGGGAUCGAGCAUUUCAGUAUAAGAAGGAGGGGUUUUACUGUACAGAUAAUAGCACGGUUAUGUGUAAGUUUUGCAACACGAAAGUUUCGUGGGAUCGAAAAGACACGAUUGAAAAACAUUUAAAGUCGGCAAAACACGUGGCGUCAUUAGCAGCAACAAAAGAAGAGACUACAAAACUACAAACAUCAGUUGCAUCAUGCUUUAAUAAAGUUGUCAAAGACAAAAAAUCGGCAGAUUAUCUUGGAAAACGUGUCACAGAAACAUUUGUAAAGGCUAACAUACCACUUGAGAAACUUAACAAUGAACACAUGGUGAACUUCAUGAAUGAAUUUAUUGAAGGAUCUGGCGCAUUGCCUUGUGUAAAGACUUUGCGAGAAAAGCACCUUCCCAGAUUAAAUAUGGAAAGGGAAGAAAACAUCAAGGAGAAGGUCAAAGGAAAGCACCUUGCGGUAUGCUGCGAUGAAACAACAGACAAACAAGGUCGGUGUGUUUUCGUUAUAAUCUUCAAGAUUAUAGAAGCCAGUCACCAAGUUGAAAUCGUAGUAGGUGAUGUCCACAUUCUUGAAACAGCUGAUGCAAAAAGUUGUUCAAGAGCUAUUCUUGAUUCUUUGAACAAAUAUAACAUUAGCUAUGACAGUGUCCUGGCCUUAGUAUCAGACUCAGCCCGAUACAUGGGGAAGUGUUUUGACACACUUACCAACUUGAUGUCGGACAAUGUUGUAGUGAUUCAGUGUUGGGCGCACAAACUCAAUCUGAUUUUGAAUGUUCUGGGAAAGCACCUUCCUGAACUUCAAAAUGCCACUUCCAAAAUCAAGAGUGCGUUCCUGAACACUCGAAAGAGAAAGCAUCUGUUCCGGCAAUUUCUGGAUGAUAAAUAUGAAGCUGGAAGGGUUCCACUGUUCCCAAUGCCAGUCCUCACGAGAUGGUCUUCGUGGUACGAGUCUGUAGCCUAUGUAUCCGACUACAUAGAAGCUAUUGUUGAGUUCAUGAAGAGUGACGACAUAGCAUCAGUUAGCAAUGUUGGAGUUCAGUAUUUGGCAAGUUUGUCACAGGAACAGGUCCUUAAUGUUAAGGUGCAGGCUGCCUUCAUCAAAGAAACAGCAAAGGGAAUUGUUGACUUGACGAAGUUGUUGGAAGGGUCGUCAUAUCCUUGUAGCAACAUUUUGUGUGGUAACCUACGCAAAGUUGAGCAAGUUUUGCAGCUUGCUGAAGCAGGAAAUUUUGGCGAAGAAACAAGUUUAGCACUGCAGUCAUGUGGAAGAGAUGUUGCAAAAGCUCAGGUUAAAUCUGCCUUAGUAAAAGCUGCAUCACAUGGAUACACUAAGCUGCUAGCUUUAAUUUCAAGUGAUCCUGCAAGUCAUCUUUAUUCUGAACUGAGUGUUUUUGACCCUGCACAGAUUUUAAUUACGGAAGUAACAAAAGAUCUUGGUAAAAAAUUGAAGAAAAUGGCAUUGUUCAAGGACUGCGAUGAAAGUCAAUUGCUUCAAGGCUAUAAAGAGCUUCAGUUCUUGGUGAAGAAACAGUUAGGAGACAAAAGUGAUGCAUCACUGGAUUUGAUUGCAAUAUUAUUGUCUCUUUCUGUAAAUCAUCCAGAAUUUUCUAAGGGUGCUUUGAAAAGUGUAUGGUUGCCAUGUGCAAAUGCAGACUGCGAACGAUUUUUUUCUAAGUACAGUUCUGUUCUAAGUGACCAACGACAGCGCCUUAAUGCUGAAAAUGUAGCUAUUCUCAGUGAAAUCUAUUUUGAAGGUUGAACACUGUUUUAGUGUGUUAGUUGUAUGCCAUGUCUAUGUGUUUAGUGUUACAUAUGUAUUCAACUUUGCAGCUGUAAAUAUUAUGUAUUGUGUUUUAUGAUCUGUGACAAGCAGGAAACUGUGAAUUUUUUUGAUAGGAGCAUUACUAACAAAUAUAGAAGCUAAAAUUAUGUACAGAUAUUACGAUAAGUAAAUAAUAAUUUCCUCAUUGUAAAGGCUUUAAGAAUGUUUUUACAAGUAUCUCAGUAUCAAUAUAUAAUGUUCAUAUUAAUUUUGGGAAUCCACAAAAAAAUCACAUUGGUGAAAACACCGAAAUGAAAACACCGCUUUUAAGAAUUCAAACCACCGCUUUUUGCACUUUCAAAACGACGACAUUUUCCAGUCCCUACUCAUAGCACAUUUUUCUCCGUUUUUUCUUUGUUUGUUGACCAUAUUCCUGUUACGGAAUAUUUUGUGGUGUUUAUAUCCUUGUUGAAAACAGCAAUUUUUUGCUUAAUUUCGUGUUUUUUGUUUGUUUUUUUGGGGUAUUUUUACUUAUUUAUUUCUUUAUUUAUUAGUUUUUCUUCAACAGAAAAAUUUUUUGCAAUGGCGUAUGUCCAAAAACUUACAUCAAGUCAUGCACUCCCAUUGCACAAAUCUUUCAAAGAUGACACUUACCAUCUUGCUUGACUAACACAAACGCACCCCUGAUUUGGCAGGCCCCUUAAAUACUGAGUACAGAAUGCCAACUCACAUGUACUUGACGGUAGUCGUCCGGGCCACCAGAACGCCCUUCAUCAGGACCAGUCCGGUGAGCUGAGGUCCGCGAGUCAACAGGCUGGUCGAAGGGAAGGUCUCCAGUCGAACCGUUAUCUGCAAUACCACGCUUCACCUUGGACAUUCAUGCACAAACCAGUUCCCAUUGUAGUUUGCACUCUACAAUGGUGUCGUCAGUUGUAACUUGCGUAAAGAAAAUAUUGCAAGAAUUAUGAACUGACUUUAAAAACUAAGCAACACACGGUGCAUUCUGGUCACAGGGCAAGUGUGUAAGCCCUUUGUUCAAUCCCAGUGCAAUCUUUAGUGUGAUUGCAGAACAUUUCUGUUGAUUGAAAAAGAAUGUCACCUCUAAAAAUUAACUCUGAGCCAUGCAGUCCAGAGUCUACAGAAGUUUCUGUAUUGCAAUUGCAUGAAAACAUUGUACAGUAUUACAUGGCGAUAAAAAUGCACACUAUUUAUAGUAAAAGACUAUGACUGUGCGGCAUUACCAACAUUAGAUGAUGCUCCAGGGGCGGUUCCUGUAAGACUUUACGGGAGGGGCUGCCGUAUCAAGAAAGAAUGCAGUUGUAAAACAUGACAUUAAAUAAGUUGGAGUUAGGCUAGGACCAGCAACACUAAAUACAUAACUUUAAUACCUUCAUACAACUUUAGAUUAAAUUAUUUAAAUACACACACUACAGAUAAAAUUUAAAAAAAAUAAAUAAAA
Messenger RNA from Bacillus rossius redtenbacheri, 4065 nucleotides. RefSeq lists its product as uncharacterized. The transcript has 2 exons. The record is from RefSeq and is a predicted model, not a curated record. Bases 831 to 2603 code for a protein of 590 amino acids. Lineage: Eukaryota; Metazoa; Arthropoda; Insecta; Phasmatodea; Bacillidae.